AUGGCUCAGCUCCAAGGGAAAGUCAUCGCUCUCACUGGCGCGGCCUCGGGAAUUGGCGCAGCCACGGCCCUAGAAUGUGCUGCGCGAGGAGCAGCAGGGCUGUCGCUGUGUGACAUCAAUGAGGACGCCUUGAAAAAGGUGGUGGACCAGAUACGGGCAAAGGGCGUCAAAGUGACAGGAAGACGAGUGGACGUCGCCGACUCGGACCAGGUCGAUGCCUGGAUCGCAGACACAGUCAAGGAGUUUGGCAGGUUGGACGGCGCCGCCAACAUUGCGGGCGUUGAGACGAAGCCGGGCGGCAAGGUCUUUGCCAACAUCGUCGACAUCACCAACGACCACUGGGACUUUAUCCUGAAAAUCAACCUCACUGGUCUCUUUUACUGCCUCCGUGCCGAGCUCCGCGCCAUGGACCGGGGCGCCUCGAUCCUCAACGUCGCCAGUUUGGCCGGCGUCAUGGGCCGCCCUGGCAUCGGCGCCUACUCGGUCAGCAAACACGGCGUGGUCGGCCUGACGAGGACAGCGGCCAAAGAAGUCGGCCCGCGUGGCAUCAGAGUCAAUGCUCUUGCCCCUGGUCCUAUAGAGACACCCAUGCUGGAGAGGUUACUUACCGACGGUGGUUCGUCAGAUCGCCCCGUCACAAACACCUACAAGACCUUGCCUCUCCAGCGACUGGGAACUGCCCAAGACAUGGCAAAGACCAUCUGUUUCGCCCUGAGCGACGAUUCGAGCUACACUACGGGCGCCACAUUCUCUGCAGACGGCGGUGUCGCCUGCUAG
Fonsecaea erecta is the source of this 777-nucleotide messenger RNA. RefSeq lists its product as hypothetical. The coding region runs from base 1 to 777 and encodes 258 amino acids. Gene Ontology annotation, molecular function: oxidoreductase activity. The record is from RefSeq and is a predicted model, not a curated record. The transcript has 2 exons. Lineage: Eukaryota; Fungi; Ascomycota; Eurotiomycetes; Chaetothyriales; Herpotrichiellaceae.